This is a messenger RNA of Saprolegnia diclina VS20, 1947 nucleotides long. RefSeq lists its product as hypothetical. The transcript has 2 exons. NCBI's taxonomy places the organism in Eukaryota, Oomycota, Saprolegniomycetes, Saprolegniales, Saprolegniaceae. The coding region runs from base 1171 to 1905 and encodes 244 amino acids. The record is from RefSeq and is a predicted model, not a curated record.
UGGACACGCAAAACCGGAGCUUCACCUGACUUCCUCGCUCAUGCACUUGGUAAUCUGAAGCGGGUCGUCGUUGUUCUCUGCAGCAGCUCCCGAUGGAAGCGACGUUUCUGUCUAGAGUCACGUCCAGAUCGCGCAGAUCUCACACACCUCACGCAGCUGGCACCCACGACUUCUCUGCCGUUCGAUGGGAAUCGACCAAGUCCGGCACAAGAAAGAUACAGUGCUAUUCAUACUUCCACCACAGGUCUCGACCGAGCCUAUUCGAUUACUAGAUGAGCUGCGUCCGAGGUACUAGUAACGUUAGUAGCUUGGUCUUUUCAUAGUUACCACUGUCCAGCAACAUCCAGCUGCGUCGCAAGGCUAUCAAAGCUAUCGCAAGGGCUGAUCGGUGCGCUGCAAUCGUGAAUGGAUUGAACUCGAUGGGCGCUGGACAGACAGAAGAAGUGGUCGGUGCUGCUCCGUUGACACAAAUGACCAUACUACCUCGCUCUUCAACGCCUCAUUCCAGUAGCGUUUCAGAUCUCAGGACGAGCACAGGACGCAGGAAGGCCGGUGUCGUCACGCUAAAUUGCUUUGCAACGUCCGGCACGACGGUCCUAUCCCCAUCCUCCAGUUGACGGCUUCGGACGACGCUCCUCGAAAGCUUCCGUCGACGACUUUGCCAUCGCAGCCGUGCCCAGAGAGCGAGAUAGCAGCACGCCGAGACUAAUUCUAACACAAGAGAAAGCCACGCCGAGCGAUGAUCACUUUUCUUGGUGAUCCACCCGCUUGCACCGAGUCACGUAAGUUUGACACACCUUGCGUCGCAACUUGUCUGCCAUCUGCCGCGGCUGUGUGAGGGAGGGCCGUGCUAUCGAGCAGCUGCAUUCGAGUUCUUUAAAAAUGCUCGAUUCGUCGGUCGCUACGAGAUUGUUGCGCUUGCCUGCCAAGCAUUGUGCAAGGCACGCGUUGCCUCGUUGCUUCCAAUACAGCACCUACGGCUUCGUGACGACAUUUACAAAGUUGGCACCAAGGCACCAAUGCCAUUGCUUUGUAUUGCUUUCAAGCAUUUGCGACACGCGGCUAUUUAUGGAAUGUCUAAUGUUUGGCCGGUGACGUCAAAAUACGAAUCGGUCGACCUCGGCGCCGCUGGGAUCGGUGUUACCCACCACGUUCAGAAUUGAAUUCGCCAUGACGACGACAGGCGAAGACGAAGCAGCCAAGGCGAAGCGCCUCGCGCGCUGCCGCGUCAACCAGAAGCGGUACCGCGUCAACAAGAAGCAGUCGCACGCCAAGCUCGAGAAGGAGGUGCCAGAGCUCGCCAAGAAGGUCGCCCGCCUCGAAGGCCAGCUCGACGUGCUCCGCGCCGCCGUGCGUCUGAGCCAGCCCGAGGUGCACGUCGCGGCCGAGUACUUUCGCAUCUUCCGCUACAGCCAGUCGCGCAACGCGCAGCAACAGUUUGAGUUUCUGAACGCGACCAUGGACGCAGGCGUCAACUUUAUGGGGCAGAUUGGCAUCCAAAAGCUCCUCGACCAGUGGACGCUGUACCACACGCUCUUUCACUCGUUUGAAAUGACGUGUACGCAAAUGACAACGAUGACGCUCGAGCACAACCGCGUCGUGCGGGCGCCCGCCAACAUGGAUCUGCGCAUCUCGCGGACGACGCUCCAGGCGCUAUACCCGCACGUGCUCAGCAACGAGCGGCUUGUGCAAAAGCUCAUUGGUCAAGUGCUGCGCAUGUCGGUGCUGAUCCUCUUGCAUUAUGACGAAGACGGCCGCGUCAUCAUUUUCGACACGGCCGCCGACAUGACUGUGGGCUGGGCCAACCUUCUCGAGAGCGUCGAAGACACGCUUGUUGUGCUGGACGGCGCCCGCAUCAAGCACAACGCCGAGCUCCAAGUCGAAAAGACCAUCACGAGCAGCUAAUAAUGCAUUCAUAUAAUGCAUCCAUACGUGCUCAUAUAUCUA